This is a messenger RNA of Zingiber officinale, 663 nucleotides long. Its product is annotated as 60S ribosomal protein L36a. The coding region runs from base 129 to 446 and encodes 105 amino acids. Gene Ontology annotation, biological process: translation. The transcript is spliced from 4 exons. Lineage: Eukaryota; Viridiplantae; Streptophyta; Magnoliopsida; Zingiberales; Zingiberaceae. Gene Ontology annotation, molecular function: structural constituent of ribosome. The record is from RefSeq and is a predicted model, not a curated record. Gene Ontology annotation, cellular component: cytosolic large ribosomal subunit; ribosome.
UUUCUGUAAAACCCUAACAUUCUAAUGUCGUCCUUGGUAUAAAAACGCCUAUCCGUGCCUCCUUUGGAUUGCCCUGUCUCCAUUGGCUCCGGCGCCGCCACGCGGGUUUCGAACAGCACUGCGGCACCAUGGUGAAUGUUCCCAAGACAAAGAAGACUUACUGCAAGAACAAAGCUUGCAAGAAGCACACCCUUCAUAAGGUUACACAGUAUAAGAAGGGAAAGGAUAGACUAUCUGCUCAAGGAAAGCGCCGAUAUGACAGGAAACAAUCUGGGUAUGGUGGACAAACAAAGCCUGUUUUCCACAAGAAGGCAAAAACAACAAAGAAGAUUGUGUUGAAACUUCAAUGCCAGAGCUGCAAGCAUUAUUCACAGCAUCCCAUAAAAAGAUGCAAGCACUUUGAGAUUGGAGGAGACAAAAAGGGCAAGGGAACUUCGCUCUUCUAGUUUGUUUUUUUUCUCUAAUUCUAGGUGAUGUUAUGUUCUUAUUUUCAUAUGUUAUUAGUCUGAUGUCAUGAACCUUAUUUACUGUUUUAUUUGUCUACAUCUUGGUGAUGUUGUUUUGGUGUCAUUAGAACCUUACUCUUGAUUUACUCAUUUAUUUCACUUUAAGAUGUGUUGUAAAUGAGUUAUGUUGAAAUGAUUGUCUGCUUGGUUUGUGUUA